This is a messenger RNA of Fusarium proliferatum ET1, 3339 nucleotides long. RefSeq lists its product as uncharacterized. Lineage: Eukaryota; Fungi; Ascomycota; Sordariomycetes; Hypocreales; Nectriaceae. Bases 1 to 3339 code for a protein of 1112 amino acids. The record is from RefSeq and is a predicted model, not a curated record. The transcript has 2 exons.
AUGUUGGAUCCGGUAACAGCCAUCGGUCUUGCGUCAUCUAUUGUCGCCUUCGUUGACUUCAGCGCAAAGCUCGUAAAAGGGUCGAUCGAGAUCUAUCAGGCUAGUGAUGGCACCCUAACAGAGAACCGCAACAGUCAGGCGGUCGCGAGCGCAAUGGAAAGAUUCGCCGCUCGGCUCGUGAUUCAGCAACCCUCGCAGCUAUUUGGUGAAGAAAAAGAACUCGUUGAUCUCGCGAAAAACUGCCAUGUUGUCUGUAUGGAGCUACUCAAUUUGUUGGGGCGAAUCAAGCCGAAGGACUUGUCUUCCAAAAGGCAGAGCCUUUGGGCAGCAUUGAAGAACAGAUUUCACGAGGGCGAGCGGAAAGAGCUUGAAAACAGACUCGAUACUUAUCGUCGCCAGUUUGAGCUUCACAUGGGCUUCAAAACCAUAAUCCCCGUUGAGAAGCUUUCUCAGUACGUUGCAGAACAUAGCGAGAGUCUAAAUCCACUAAAGGCUACGUUAUCGGAGCUAUCAGCGAUUAGCAUCGAUACCCAUGAGUCAAUCCGUCAGUUAUUGAACACACAAAAAGCAGUGCUCCAUGCUAGUAUUACCAAACAAAUUUUGAAAAGCCUAAAGCACGACGACAUGGAUAAAAGGCAUGACAUGAUAGAAAACGCUCAUGAAAAGACGUUUCAGUGGAUUUUUGAUAUCGACGGGAAUGACCAGUCAGGGUCUGUUUCUUCAGCUCCGAAUGACUGGGACAGCGUUGACACACUUGAAUCUGAUGAUUCAGAUGCGUCGGUACAUUACUUCCGUGAGCGAGAACGAAAUAGAAGAAGAGAAGAGAAACGAGACUACGAAACCAAGAAGACAAAGGAUGAGAUACAGAUGCGACACGAAUCACGAGAGACUUUCCUUACGUGGCUUUCAGCUGGAACAGGAAUCUUUCACAUAUCAGGGAAGAUGGGCUGCGGGAAAUCGACCUUGAUGAAAUUCUUGAGUCAUCACCCGGGAACACGAACGCGACUGGAUGAGUGGGCGAGUGGAAAUCAGCUUGUGUUAUCAAGCUUCUUCUUUUGGCGACCAGGCUCAGAGGAUCAAAAAUCACUGGACGGUUUAUACCGUUCGCUGCUGCACAGUGUGCUCAAACACCAUCAUGACUUGAUACCCAGCAUUUUCCCAAGAGCAUGGAGAGAAGCGAGAGAAACCUCUUGGACAACACAGACGGAAGCAACGCUCUCAGGAGAUGAUAUCAGGAAAGCGUUCGCCCUUCUUGUUCGUAGCGAGAACGUAUGCGCCAACUACAGCUUCUGUUUCUUUGUGGACGGCUUGGACGAAUAUCAAAUCAGAACACAAGCCGACCAUAUGGAUCUUGUCGAACGGCUACAUAGCUGGACUACCGCCUUCCCUUCGAAUGUUAAGCUUUGUGUUUCAAGCCGAGAGGAGCAUCCUUUCAUGGAAUCGUUUUCAAAAGCCAAGAGACUGCGGCUUCACACGCUAACACAAUACGAUAUCAGGGCAUAUAUUCUAGACAGGCUUCCCAGUUCUGAAACCCCAAGGCUCAGGCCGGCGUUGGCGAAGUACAUUAUCAAAAAGGCUAGCGGCGUCUUCUUUUGGGUAGCACUAGUCGUCAGAAACGUACGUGGUCAGUGGUACUUCAAGCUCAAGCCUGCUGGGCUCCGCAACAUCGUCCGUGAAUUCCCGAGCGAAUUAAACGACCUUUACAGGCAUAUACUCAAUAAACUCGACAAAUACAGUCUUAAAAUGGCAUAUCAGACACUCGCUAUGAUCCCCUUUGUGGCUUUUGUGACUGGUUGGGGUACUUACAUUUAUCUGGACUUACUGGCGUACUCUUUCCUUGACGAUUACAACCUGAACGCAAGGUUUGCCAGGGAAGGUAAAUUCAAAGCAAAACUAUCAGAAGAGCAAAAGGAGGAAAGGCGGCAGAUCGCCCGGACUAGGCUAAGCGGUUGGUGUGGGGGACUAGUUGAAUUCGACAGCCGGGGGAAUAUUGGUUACGCCCACAGGUCUGUGGCAGACUUCCUCGCAGAUGAUGACAUCCAACAGCAAAUGGCCGCCUCCUUGAAUGGUACCCACCCUGUCAGUAUACUUUCAGAGCUUACGCUAGCUAGAUGGAAAGUUCAAGGGAGCGACGUUGAUUGGCGACUGGGGGGCUCCCCACAUGAUCUUAUGGUGUUGCGUGAAAAGCAUCAUCUCGAUCACGAACCAUUCGAAUUUCUACGCAGUAUGGAUACCAUCUUUGAGCCGGAGCUAAAACGUGUUGACGACUCGACCCUCGAUGGCUGCAUUGAAGUCUGGACACGCAAAUAUAUUUUUAACAUCGCAUCGAGACAGGUCAAGGGUAAAUUGGGCAUGUCAAGUGUUCUUGGAUUCAAAGGCAACGUUCACCUGUCCUUCACACCCCUCUUUUUCCCAUACCAUGAGACAAAUGACUACGUCUUAUGGAGCAUUGAGAACGACCCUAGAACGACAAAUACUCGAUCAAAGGCUGUGCUACUGUUCUAUGCUUCUAUCCUCACGCCGACCUAUCCAGUUUUAGAAAUGCUCCUGAACCUCAACAUCAUCAGACCCGAAAUGCGAACUCAUCUGAUGCCGGCUUUUGACACAUUCCGGCGGAAAGAGGCAUACAUUUCUAGCGCAGUCGGUGAGAGCCAUUCGAUUUGGCAAUACUUCCUCGUUAAAGAGUUUUAUACCUGGCUAGACGAUGAGAGAUAUGAUGUAAAUCAUCGUUUUGUUGGUAUAGUAGAGCGCUUUCUUCGAAUCGGUGCUGACCACCACUUUCGAUUUUCAAUCCUGGUCGUUCAGUGGCCAACUGCAGCAGGUAUAGAACCCGAAACGGAAGAUACCUUUACUUUUGGCGACCCCAGUGAGCCAGAGACCCUUUCUUUCAGGCGUAAAUGGCGAUAUACCGUUAACGAUAGGUUGGAAACAGAGGAGGGGUUUGCUAACGCUGCUCGUCUUGACUGCACCUUAUCCAAGGUACGAACUUGGUCAUGCGAGCCGAAUGGGCCUCGUCGCGAGAUAUCGUUCACAGGGUGGAUCAGAGCGAUGGGUGAUUUCCCAGGCAGAGAUGAUGUGCUUCAACUCGUGGAGGAGAGGGUCCAUAACUUGCAGCGUGUUCAAAACAAUCAAGUCCUCACGGUACAGAGUGCGUUGGAGGACCAGAGCCUCGACACACUUAAAACGGCAGGCAAAACAGAACGGGAUGUAACUGUUUGUGACGAGCCAACAAUACUCUUGAAGAAAAGGAAAACCAUUAAUUGGUUAUACUUUACUGGUAUUAUGCUGGGUAAGUUAUUCAGAAAUAAAAACCAAUUUCCUUGCACUUUAAAAAGCUAA